Messenger RNA from Hevea brasiliensis (rubber tree), 2292 nucleotides. Its product is annotated as scarecrow-like protein 15. Gene Ontology annotation, cellular component: nucleus. Lineage: Eukaryota; Viridiplantae; Streptophyta; Magnoliopsida; Malpighiales; Euphorbiaceae. The record is from RefSeq and is a predicted model, not a curated record. Gene Ontology annotation, molecular function: DNA-binding transcription factor activity; sequence-specific DNA binding. Bases 488 to 2035 code for a protein of 515 amino acids. The transcript has a single exon. Gene Ontology annotation, biological process: regulation of DNA-templated transcription.
GUCUCUCUUCCAUAAAUUCUGUUUUACAACUAUGCUACGCACCGUUUCAUUUAAUAUGCUGCACACCGUACGUUUUAAAUAACGAGCCUCUUUCUCGUUGCUUGGCUCGCGGGUUAUUUGAAAAUAAGUUUAACUCUGCUUCUUUUUGACUUUCAACAUAUCUGUGGCCGCAACAACUCCGAAAAUUAAACCAGCACGAGCUGAGCUAUGGAGAAUCCCAAAAAGCAAGGCAAAGUAAUGACUUGAGCUUCAAGCUUCAAAGAGAUAAAAAAGUGGCUUCACUCGUGUCGAGCAUGCAUUUAUCUUCAUCAUCCAUCCCAUAACACUCCAUAUAUGCAUGCACACGCAAAGAUAAAAGGCCAGUAAUCAUCACCACCUAAAGCCCUUCUACCUCCAUUUUCCCUAAUUUCUUCUAAACUAGUCAACAAGAAGAGAAAGGAAAAGAUCUUAAUUAAACACAGAGCGGCAUAGCUUUGUGCUCUUAGCUAUGAAAGUUCCCGUUUCUCCCAACCCCAAGCCCGUUUCUUGCAACAAUAAUACUAACGCGCUUCCAUAUCAAAAAUUCUACCCUGAACCCACCUCAGUGCUUGACCUGCGCCGAAGUCCAAGUCCUGUGUCUGGGAAACCAGUCUCUGCAACUGAUCCUUCUCUUGAGUGGGAUGAGCAUGUUCUGCAGAAUUUUGACUGGGACUCUAUCAUGAAAGAACUGGACUUUCAUGAGGAUUCUGCCCCUACCCUCAAGAGCUUCCCUCAAGUUAAUUCUUACGAGUCCAUAAUCCAUAACCAAAAUCUCCAGGAGUUUACUGCGCCUGCACAAACGGAUCCUACUCAGUUUCUUCAUUCUGAUUUUAAUGGUACAUGCUUCAAUAUCCCCACUCAAAGUUUAGGUUCCCUUGAUUCGUCUCAUAACAUUGGCAAUUGGAACGUUGGUUUUGAUCUUAUUCAAGAACUUAUUCGAGCAGCAGAUUGUGUCGACUCCAACGAGAUACAACUCGCCCACGUGAUAUUGGACCGGCUCAAUCACCGCCUGCAAUCACCGAUAGGCAAACCGCUCCAACGAGCUGCCUUCUUUUUCAAAGAAGCUCUUCAAUCUCUUCUCACUGGAUCACCUCGCCCACCAACUCGACUUGCUUCGUGGUCCGAAGUGGUCCAAACUAUAAGGGUUUAUAAGGCCUUCUCAGGUAUCUCUCCUAUCCCCAUGUUCAUUCAUUUCACUGCAAAUCAAGCCCUCCUCGAAAACCUCGACGGUUCUCCUCCUUUCCUUCAUGUGAUAGAUUUCGAUAUUGGCCUUGGUUGCCAGUAUGCUUCCUUCAUGAGAGAGCUCGUUGAGAAAGCAGACUCUUGCAAGCUUUCCUCUGCUGUUCUUCGAAUCACAGCUGUGGUAACGGAGGACUAUGCAAUUGAAACCCAGUUGAUUAAACAGUGUCUCUCCCAGUAUGCUCUUGAACUCAAGAUCAGAUUCCAGAUUGAGUUCGUCCUUCUCCGUACUUUUGAAAUGUUAUCUUUUAAAUCAAUCAAGUUCAUGGAAAGAGAGAAAACAGCCAUUCUAUUAUCUCCAACAUUUUUUCGCCGUCUGGGUUCAAGCAGUAGCAUCACCGCAUUUGUAACCGAUCUCCGACGAGUAUCCCCUGGAGUCGUUGUCGUUGUAGAUAGUGAAGGGUGGGCCGAAUCUGGAUCAGCGUCUUUUAGGAGGAAUUUUGUUAACGGCCUUGAGUUUUUCUCCAUGAUAUUUGAGUCGCUUGAUGCCGCAGCUGCUGGCGGAGACUUGGCGAGAAAAAUUGAGAUGUUUUUAUUAAAACCGAGAAUCUUUUCCUCCGUUGAGAGUUGCGGGAGGAGGGUGGCAACGCCUUGGAAAGAGCUGUUUUGUGGGGCGGGAAUGAGGCCGAUGGCGUUUAGUCAAUUUGCAGAUUUUCAAGCCGAGUGUUUGCUGGGGAAGGUCCAAGUCAGAGGGUUCGACGUGGCAAAACGACAAGCUGAGUUGGUGCUCUGUUGGCACGAACGGCCACUCAUAGCCACGUCAGCAUGGAAGUGUUAGAAAUUAAUUAAGGGGUUUAUCAUAAUUAUAAUAUUUUAUUAUUAAUAGGUUUAGGUGUGUGUUUGGGAUGUAAAUAAUUAAUGUAGCAUUCCAAAUGCAAUUUGAUUUUUGGAUUUGGUAGUUGUUUUCAGUUGGGGUGUGGAUGGUAGAAAGUGGGCUGUGCUGGGUGCCUUUAGCCAACUACCUUGGGCCUUGGCCUCUCUUUGUAUAAUUUACUUUUAACUUUUGCCUCUUUAUUUCAUAAGGUGUGUUUGACA